GUAUCAAGCCCUUUGUCACUCUCUUACAUUAUGAUAACCCUCAAGCGCUCGAAGAUGAAUAUGGUGGACUCUUAAAUCCCAAGUUUGUAAAGGAUUAUACAGAUUAUGUUGAUUUUUGCUUCAAAACUUUUGGUGAUCGAGUUAAGCAUUGGGUCACAAUGAAUGAACCAAAUGGAUUAAGUAUCAAUGGAUACACCAGCGGUACUUUUGCACCAGGAAGAUGUUCGAAUUACGUUGGAAAUUGCACCGCCGGUAACUCCGCUACUGAAUCUUACAUUGUCGCUCAUCACUUGCUUCUUUCUCACGGAGCCGCCGUGAAAUUGUACAAGGAGAAAUAUCAGCAAUAUCAAAAGGGGAAAAUUGGGAUCACAAUAGUGAGCCAUUGGUUUGAGCCGAAAUACCAAACAGCUUCCUGCCGUGAGGCAGCGUCUAGAGCUCUAGAUUUUUUGUUUGGAUGGUUUGCUCAUCCGAUUAUAUAUGGUGACUAUCCACAGAGCAUGAAAUCUUUGGUGGGUAAUCGAUUGCCAAAAUUCACUGAAGCUCAAUCCAAGUUGCUAAAGGGAUCUCUUGAUUUUCUUGGUGUAAACUAUUACACCACAAACUAUGCAGAAAGUGCUCCCUCAACCAACGGUGUCAAUGUCAGUUAUGUUACAGACAGACAACUCACUCUCACUACUUCUAAAAAUGGGAUUCCUAUCGGUACUCCGACAGAUUUGGACUGGCUUUUCAUCCAUCCGAAGGGAAUCCAUGAGCUUUUGCUAUAUAUAAAAGAAAAAUACAACAAUCCUAUUAUAUACAUAACGGAAAACGGACUGGCUGACGCAAAUAAUAGCUCUUUACCAAUUAAAGAUGCCCGCAAGGAUAGUUUGAGGAUAAGAUACCAUUACGGGCAUUUAUCAUAUCUUGCAAAAGCUAUCAAAGAUGGUGCAAAUGUGAAGGCAUACUAUGCGUGGUCAUUCUUUGACGACUUUGAAUGGGAUGCCGGUUACACCGUUCGAUUUGGCUUCACUUUUAUAGAUUUUAAGGAUAAUUUAAAAAGAUAUGUCAAGUACUCUUCGUAUUGGUUCAAAAUGUUCCUCCUAAAAUAAGCUGUAAAAUGAUGUUUCUCCUUAAAUAUGAUGUAACUCUGUGAGAGAGUUAAGUAAAUAAAAAGAGAAAAUCGUCUUUCUCUGGCCUA
Messenger RNA from Corylus avellana, 1177 nucleotides. The record is from RefSeq and is a predicted model, not a curated record. NCBI's taxonomy places the organism in Eukaryota, Viridiplantae, Streptophyta, Magnoliopsida, Fagales, Betulaceae.